Messenger RNA from Nerophis lumbriciformis (worm pipefish), 321 nucleotides. The record is from RefSeq and is a predicted model, not a curated record. NCBI's taxonomy places the organism in Eukaryota, Metazoa, Chordata, Actinopteri, Syngnathiformes, Syngnathidae.
AUGGCAGAGACUGGCGAAACUGACCCCGAAGAAGGAGGCAAGAAGCUAGCAUAUAGUUUCCCAAUUGUCAGGCACACGGACAUGCCUGAGGAAAUGAAGGAAGAGGCCAUAGCUAUGUGUAUCGCAGCGUUCGAAAAGUGUUCUAACAACAACGAGAAUGCAGCAAAGAUGGUCAAGGACUCCAUGGACAAGAGAUUUGGCAACGCGUGGCACGUCGUGAUCGGUGAAAGUUUUGGCUUUGGCGUAACUCAUGAGGCGAAAAAUAUGCUCUACAUGUUCUAUGGUGGGAGCUUGGCAAUUUGUGUUUGGAAGUGCUUCUAG